AUGGACUGGUUGUUCAAGUAUCGUGCUCAGAUUCAUUGCCGCGAUCAAAAAGUGACUCUUCGUAGUCCAUGUGGCAAGCGUAUCUCCUAUAGUGGAGUGGUGUUGAAGAAGGGAGUAAAGAUCGUAUCUGCUCUCAAGAUGCAAAGGCUCCAUCAGAAACGGGAGCAAGUGUUCCUCUGUAUGGUGAAAGAUUUGACCCGAGAGGUGAAAUUUGAGGACAUUCCCGUUGUUCGUGAGUAUCCGGACGUUUUUCCUGAUGAGCUACCAGGUAUCCCUCCUGAAAGAGAAGUUGAGUUCAGCAUUGACUUGACUCCUGGUACUGCUCCUUUGUCAAAGGCCCCGUAUAGGAUGGCGCCUGCUGAGUUGCAAGAGUUGAAGACUCAGUUGCAAGAAUUGAUUGAUAAGGGAUUUAUUAGGCCAAGUGUCUCGCCGUGGGGUGCCCUGUUCUGUUGUCAAAAAGAAAGAUGGGAGUAUGCGGCUUUGCAUCGAUUAUCGAGAAUUGAACAAGGUGACUAUCAAGAAUCGAAAUGGUUUGCAAAGUUCUCCAAGUGUGAGUUCUGGCUGGAGGAGGUGUCGUUCCUAGGCCAUGUUAUCAGCAAGGAUGGAGUCAUGGUAGAUCCUUCUAAGGUUAGAGCUGUGGUGGAUUGGGAGAGUCCUAAGAAUGUUACCGAGAUCCAGAGUUUCCUUGGUCUUGCUGGUUACUAUCGGAGGUUUGUCAAGGACUUCUCAAGGGUAGCUCAGCCGUUGACUAAAUUAAUGAAGAAGGAGAGCAAGUUCUUGUGGUCCGAAGAGUGUGAAAAGGCAUUCCAAGAAUUGAAGAAGUGCCUCACUACCGCUCCUGUUCUGACCUUGCCUACUGAAGGGGUUCGGUUUGAAGUUUAUAGUGACGCAUUGAAGCUUGGAUUGGAUUGUGUUCUUAUGCAACAAGGGAAGGUGGUGGCGUAUGGAUCUAGGCAGUUGAAGGUGCAUGAAAAGAAUUACCCUACUCAUGAUUUGGAGUUGGCUGCUGUGGUGUUCGCUCUUAAAAUCUGGCGACACUAUCUGUAUGGGCUGAUCAAGGAUUACGACCUGCUGCUUGAUUACCAUGAGGGCAAAGUUAAGGUGGUUGCAGAUGCUCUCAGCCGUAAGUCAAAGCAUUCUCUUAAUGCGGUUAUAAUUCCGCCGAGAGACUUAUGUGACGAAUUUCGGAAGCUUGAAAUCGAGGUGGUACCUCGGGGUUCGGUGGGAACUCUCUGUGCUAUGAGUGUCGAGCCUGCCUUGUUCCAAGAGUUGCGAGAGAAGUAG
Beta vulgaris subsp. vulgaris (sugar beet) is the source of this 1284-nucleotide messenger RNA. RefSeq lists its product as uncharacterized. Lineage: Eukaryota; Viridiplantae; Streptophyta; Magnoliopsida; Caryophyllales; Amaranthaceae. The record is from RefSeq and is a predicted model, not a curated record. The coding region runs from base 1 to 1284 and encodes 427 amino acids. The transcript is spliced from 3 exons.